AUAGUAUACCUCGUCUAGGGGCUCAAAACUUACCAUCCAUCUCAAAGGGGAUAGGGUUAUCCAACUCCUAUCCACAUUGUCACCUCCCGAAGUUCGAUUGAAUAUCCUACCAAGCAUACCCAGCUUGCCACGUGGCACUAGAAGAUCCAUUGGAGUUUGGGAAGAUGAUCUAAAUAACUACUUUUCUCUUUCUCACGCACGCAGUAUUCAUUAGGCAUUUGAGAAACAAGAGGGUAGUUUGUUAAUUUGGAGGGAAAGACCCAUCAUGGCAUCACUAGCAACCUUCGCCGCCGUGCAACCCGCCGCCGUCAAGGGCCUCGCCGGAAGCUCCAUAGCCGGCACUAAGCUCCACCUCAAGCGCCCAUCCCGCCAGAGCUGCAGACGAGCCAACCUUAAAGCUCAUGCGAUUGUGGCCAAAUACGGUGACAAGAGUGUGUACUUUGAUUUGGAGGAUUUGGGCAACACCACUGGCCAGUGGGAUUUAUAUGGGUCAGAUGCACCCUCACCAUACAACCCCCUCCAGAGCAAAUUCUUUGAGACAUUUGUCGGUCCUUUCACCAAGAGAGGACUAUUGCUCAAAUUCCUGAUAUUGGGAGGUGGAUCCACCCUUGCUUACUUUAGUGCCACUGCCCCACCAGAGCUCUUACCGAUCACGAAGGGUCCCCAACUUCCACCCAAGCUUGGACCGCGUGGCAAGCUCUAAAUCUCCAGGAAACCUUAUGUUCUUCAACCUUUUAUUGUGCUUAAAUUAUCUUCUCUGCACUUGUAAGUAUGUCCAGAGCUAGUUGAGACCACUUUCAAUCGUAUGAAAAAUACUUUCUUUUCUCGUUGUGAUCUGGAAUUGUGCUUUCUGAUUUAUUGGAUCACUUAUUAAUUGUGAUA
Molecule: messenger RNA, 882 nt
Organism: Rhododendron vialii
Lineage: Eukaryota; Viridiplantae; Streptophyta; Magnoliopsida; Ericales; Ericaceae
Product: photosystem I reaction center subunit VI, chloroplastic-like
Exons: 3
Coding region: 266-703 (145 amino acids)
Biological process (GO): photosynthesis
Cellular component (GO): chloroplast thylakoid membrane; photosystem I reaction center; photosystem I
Source: RefSeq, a predicted model, not a curated record